AAUAAAAAAAUGUGCCUGUCUGCUAAACCUCCUCUUGUGUUAAUGUCAUCCCUAAAAAAACGAACAUUCCAGCGUUAAUCUGCGUGGAUUAAAAUCUUAAUACUGCUCUGUGUGUCGCUCAGUUUGACUCGUCCUGUCCCUGUUAUUCCGUAUCCAUUCUACCCUGCGCUAUUUAUCAAGGCUUGGUGUAUUCUAAAGGGCACACGUAGUGUCUGGCGUUAAUCACAGGCUAACUCUAGGAUGGAAGCCAACGUUCCGGUCCAAGAUCCUUUCUCAUUGGUGAUACAACAGCUGCGCAAAAUCAAUGCGGACCUUACAUCCCUGAUUCAGAAAUACGUACAGACACAAGGAUUUGCUAACCUUGACAUCCCCAGAGAGAGUGCAUCCAUGGAUGUUGUGAACUGGACAGAAAUGACAGCUGAACAGAGAUUGCUGGCCAACCUCAGUGCAUUCCUGGAAUUAGAAAGACGACUAGAGAGAGUGAUUGAGGAGCAGAAGGAACUCCUGCAUCCACAAGAACAUGUUUUGCAUGGAGAUCUCCACAAUAUGUUGGGACAAGUAGCAGCCCUGAGGGAACAAUUGGAACAGAUUGGAGAGAUUUUUGGACUGAACAGAGGGAACUCAUCAGACACAGAUGGGAUGGGAGUAGUAGGGGGGAGUGUAUUUGAUAAGAAGGAUCCAAUACUAGGUGAGAGUCUACCGGAGCAAGGAAGAGAGUACCAUAGGAAUGGCGCAGCCCUAGAGAAAUCUUGCAGGUGAGCGUCAGAUGUGCGAGUAUGAACAGAGAAUAGAAUUGGGGUGAUGGAUGUGUGCUUGAAGGGUAAAGGAAAUGUGCCAGAGAGAGAGAUAUUUUAGUGCGGGGCAGAGCGGGAGAAGGAGACAGAGCCUGAGUGAGAUGUGAAGGAAUAAGAUUGAGGGAAUAAGUGAUGGGGCUGGCGGACUGAAGCAGAGCAAAAGCCUCUGCUGGCAUCGCGGGUACAAGUAAACAUAGAACAGAGGAGGGAGCAGGUUUGUGGGAAGUAUUGGUAGGGGUAUGUGAGAGAUUAGAGAUUUCUUUCCUGAUUGCAGAAAUCUUCCCAGUGAAGUGAGUUGGUAGGAAAUGGGGCAGCAAUAGUGCAAAGUUGAGAAUUAAAAGUGUGAUCGAGGCAUUUGGGUUCUCGGAAGAGCAUGGUUAUGAGAGAAUUCAAGUAAUUUUCUUUCGCAGAGGAAAGAGACAAACUUAAUCAGAGCUCAGUCCUCUCACAGGGCUCUACCUGAGUCCGCCCACAAGGAUGCAGUACUGAAUGUGGUGUGUAAAGGGGAUGUAGAAUUAGAAUGUGUGUAAUGUAUGCAGAGUGAGUGGAAAAUGGAUACAGUGUGUAUAGUGGAUGCCAAUUUUACAUUUGUGUAAUGGAUGUAGUGUUUGUGUGUAUUAGGAACAGUGUGUGCUGUGGAUGCAGUGUGUAUAGUGAACGCAGAGUGUGUGUUUGUGUGUAGUGGAUGCAGUAUUUGUGUAUAGUGAAUGCAGAGUGUGUGUUUGUGUAGCGGAUGUAGUGUAUGUAUUAAAUGCAAUGUCUAUUUAUAGUGAAUGC
This is a messenger RNA of Pelobates fuscus (common spadefoot toad), 1571 nucleotides long. RefSeq names its product ciliary neurotrophic factor (gene CNTF). Bases 241 to 759 code for a protein of 172 amino acids. Gene Ontology annotation, molecular function: ciliary neurotrophic factor receptor binding. The transcript is spliced from 3 exons. Gene Ontology annotation, biological process: ciliary neurotrophic factor-mediated signaling pathway; negative regulation of neuron apoptotic process. NCBI's taxonomy places the organism in Eukaryota, Metazoa, Chordata, Amphibia, Anura, Pelobatidae. The record is from RefSeq and is a predicted model, not a curated record.